Molecule: messenger RNA, 867 nt
Organism: Mangifera indica (mango)
Lineage: Eukaryota; Viridiplantae; Streptophyta; Magnoliopsida; Sapindales; Anacardiaceae
Product: protein CURVATURE THYLAKOID 1C, chloroplastic
Exons: 7
Coding region: 163-600 (145 amino acids)
Cellular component (GO): thylakoid; chloroplast thylakoid membrane
Source: RefSeq, a predicted model, not a curated record
UAUAUCACAAAAAGCCCAAAUUUAUUUUUGCGGUGUUUGCAUACUCUCUCUCUCUGCAGGCUGCAGCUCUAGCCACAAGUUCAGUCUCUUUAUAUCCAAAUAUUUGCCUUUGAUUUUUAUUUUUUCUGUUGUUCUAUCACUUUUGACCAAUCUUAGGUAUACAUGGCUUCCAUUACAGCGAACCUGCCUCCACCAUUGUUGGUUAAAGGUAGAAGAACCCUUUUCAGAACUCUUCAAAAGGUCCCAUUUUCUCCAAUUAAAGGGAGACAAAGCCGUGUUAGUGUUAUUGUGAAAGCUACUGGUGAAAGCCCUGAUUCUUCAUCCUCACUUACUAUUGUUAAGUCUGUGCAAAAUGUUUGGGAUAACUCUGAAGAUAGACUGGGACUGAUUGGUUUGGGGUUUGCAGCUAUUGUGGGACUAUGGGCAUCAGUAAAUCUUGUUACUGCCAUUGACAAGUUGCCACUUCUCCCAAAUAUACUAGAACUAAUCGGAAUAUUUUUUUCUACGUGGUUUGUAUACCGCUAUCUCUUGUUCAAACCUGAUAGGGAAGAGCUUUCCCAAAUCGUCAACAAGUCAAUUUCCAAUAUCUUGGGCCAGUGAAUUGCACAGCCAAAUAACAUGUAAUAUAAUCAAAGUGUUAAAGUUUUGUGUAGAUCUUAUAUCCGUAUUAUAUUGACAAGCAAAGCAUGGCUGAGAUUUCAUUCGAAAGUUUACACUUUCUGUAAGCUUCAUGAUAGAACAAUACUGUGGCUCCUGGUUCCCAAAUGUGGUUGUCUUGGAACUUCAUUUUGCAUGUUGACAUUCUGAGUAUCCCUACUCCUAUGUUUUUUGUUUGCCCAUGAAAAGGAAAAAUGGUUUGUUGUCGCA